Messenger RNA from Menidia menidia (Atlantic silverside), 1258 nucleotides. NCBI's taxonomy places the organism in Eukaryota, Metazoa, Chordata, Actinopteri, Atheriniformes, Atherinopsidae. The record is from the annotation of a GenBank genome assembly.
UCUCUCUCUCUCUCUCUCUCUCCGCCUCGGUCUCUCACCAGUGCUGAAACCACUCGACUAUAAGGGAGGACAUUCAUUCGCGUCCGUGGCAGUGACCGACGCACGCCCUUCUCCGGCCGACGUCUCCGCCGGGACUGCCGCUGACCACUGCUGACCACCGCUGACCGACCGGAGCCGCUGGCCGGUGGCUCUCCUCCGCGCGCCGGGGCAGUCCGGUCCCUGCUUCCGCUACCCCUCGCCCCCCCCCAACACCCCCUUUUCGGCGGGAGCGCUUUUCCCCCGGGCCGCGGGGUGAAGGGGGGGGGGGUUGGGAAAAAGGGUGAGAAAAACCCCCCCCCCCCCCCGUGUCCGUCCGGGGGGAGAAGACUCCCCGGGAGUUGUGGACACCAUGGAGGGAACGUCGCUGUAUCUCCCCAUCGUUGUUCUACUGAUGCAAUGUCCCCCCUCCGUUCCCGUCACCGUGUCAACCAACAGAGCCAAGGUGGAGGUGGAGGAGUCUUCAGAUGCCGAGCUGUCGUGCAUUUUCUUCACAGAGAGGGACCAGAACCCACGCAUCGAGUGGAAGAAGAAGGGGAAGGAUGUCUCCUUUGUGUAUUUCAACGGACACUUCAGAGGUCCCUUUGCGGGCCGAGCCACCAUUCAGGAUGCCACCAUCACCCUGCGCAAGGUGACCCAGGAGGACGCCGGCGAGUACCGCUGUGAGGUCAGCGCGUCGCUGGACACCGUCAGCCUGGGCGAGACCAACAUCACCCUCACAGUCCUGGUGCCCCCGCAGACUCCGGCCUGCGACGUCCCCGCCUCGGCCGUGACGGGCUCGGCGGUGCAGCUCCACUGCAGGGACCAACGGAGCAUACCGCCCGCCACCUACUCCUGGUUCAAGGACAACAGGCCGAUCAGCCAGCCCCGCCACACCAACGCCACCUACCUUAUCAACCAGUACACUGGAGUGCUGGAGUUCAAAGCCGUGGGCAAGGAGGACACGGGCCGCUACAGCUGCCUGGCCUCAAACGGAGUGGGCUCCCCCAAGAUGUGCGAGGGCAAGCACAUGACCAUAGAGGACGUCAACGUGACGGCGGUGGUGACGGCCGUGCUGGUGCUCUUCCUGAUCGUGGCGGUGUGCGGCUGCGGGGGACUGGCCCUCCAUCGAAAUGGCUUCUUCACCCUGUCACGGUGUAACCCACAUCAGCAGCCAAACCCUGAACAGAUCGGAAGACACGUGAGUGUGACACACGGGGACAAAUUAACACCCAGGGCUUAA